AUGCCCUCACCUCUCCUCCUCGCCCCGCCCGAGAUCGUCGAAGAGAUCAUCCUUUUAGCCACAGCAGCCCACCCAGCUGGUCCUCCCUCGUCCCUCUACGCAUUGCAGGUCACCUGCCGCCAUCUACAUCGUACCCUCCAUGCAAAUCAUAACCCUCGCCUCUUUGCAGGCAUCUACAUGCAAAUGUUCGGUGACGCCCACCGGAUCCGGACCUUGGUCAUGGCACGCGACCGGACAGGCGACGUGUCGCUGCUGUCGCAAACGUUGGCCGUCGAACUCCAAUCGCGGCUCGGGACCAUGCAGGUCUUCCGCGACGUUUUUGCGUCACUCGAUAUCGGCCUGUAUGACCCCAAGUUGCCAGAUGCCUUCCUUCAAGCUUAUCUCAUGCUGCUCCAAGACCCCGCCAGCGUCGUCCAGCUGCGCUGGGCGCGUGCUUACGAGGUCUGCCUUGCGUGGCUCAAGAACCGCCUCCACGAGGGCGCGCUCGCGAACAAUGGCUGGCCGGUGGAGAACGUGACGAACGCGCUCGUCGUCAGCCUCUUCUGGUCGUUAGACUCUCGAGCCGCGAUUGGGGCCGAAUCUCAACAGCUUCGCGCAGAGGUCCUGGAGCUUCUGCAGCCGUUCGUGCAAGCUUCUUUCCGGUAUCCCUGCGGGAACGUGCCGGAUCACGUCUUCGAGGCUUGCGCCUCCUCCAAAACAUCGGGUCCUGAUGCGGGUCCGACCACCGGACGACAUACCGCGCACGGCGCGUGGCCUCCAACAAGGCUUGCGCCGAUACAUGUUGCUUUCGUUGGGCUCGAGGGCCUUGUGGAAGUACCGAUGCCUUCUAUUGCGCUGUAUGCUAUUCCUGCGUACUUUGCCCGCCUCGCGAUGACGCCAAUGGCUAUUCCGUCCUCCCUGCCACGUACGCGGGCCGAGGCCAUCGAUCGCGGGUAUGGUCCGCACGGCGUCACCAUCGAAGACAUCAUUGCCUUCAAUGAGCACGCGGGUGUGCGAUUUCCCGACGCCGCCGACUUCAGGAGCGAAACGGGCUUAAUGGUCGCACCCUCUCUGAGUCAACUGCGCCCGACGAAUACGCCUCGCCUUGCGCCGUACAUACUGGGCUCGAUCACCGGGUCCUGGCGGGGAUCUUAUGCUCACCUGUCUCGCGAAGCCUACACGCACAUGUUGGAGCACCGCACGGCGCCGGCCCAGUUCCCGCGCAUGGUGCGAAAGCCAAUAUAUAUCACGUUCCAGGAGCACUAUAAUUACUCCCCUGGACGGCCUAUCCCUCUGCCUCUCGAAGAACGCGGGUUCGCGAACGCGUGGCUGCCGGACAAGUGCGUGUGGCGCCUGUGCGAGGAUCACAUCGAGUUCUCGGGCGUCGAUGGCGAUUGGGCGGCCACGUACAGGACGUAUGAGCCCGGACUUGGUGGGCGCGAGGACUGCCAUCCGCAGCGGAACGCGGCGGCGCCUAUCGACGUCGUCGUCACCGGGAAGACGAGCGAAGACGGCUUGGUUUGGAACCCGCUUCGAUUCUAUGGGCGGGUGCGGCCGAGCGACGGCCGCGUGACGUUGGUGGCAGAAGCGAGCGAUCCGGAGAGGUCGCACGUCGGGCGUUGGAUCUAUACGGGCUACGUGACGGCGUCGGGCAACUUCGUGGGGCGGAUGAUGUUCUGCGACGCGGGAAUCGACCCGCCUCCGUGGGACGGCGUGUUCUGCUUGUCCAAGGUCUAA
Molecule: messenger RNA, 1716 nt
Organism: Punctularia strigosozonata HHB-11173 SS5
Lineage: Eukaryota; Fungi; Basidiomycota; Agaricomycetes; Corticiales; Punctulariaceae
Exons: 8
Coding region: 1-1716 (571 amino acids)
Source: RefSeq, a predicted model, not a curated record